AUGCUCAGCCUGCUACGGAUAACCCGCUUCGAACCGACGGUUGCUCAGUUAAAGCCGUUUCCAUCGUUAUCGUUACCAUGGCGAACACUGUCGAAAGCAAUCGAUCACAGCCGUGUGCCGGUGCUGCGCGAGGAAGAGCUAGAGGAAACGUUUGUCCGUGGCAGUGGCCCCGGUGGACAGGCCGUGGCAAAGACCAACAAUAAGGUUGUCCUGACACACAAACCGACCGGCAUCGUAGUGCAGUGCCAUGCGACACGGUCACUGUUUGAAAAUCGCCGAGAGGCACGGAAGAUGCUGGUCGGGAAGCUGGACCAGCUGUACAAUGGGGACCAAUCGGUGGAAGCACAGCUAGCAAGAAUAGAAGCAAAAAAGCAAACCGAAACGGCCAGACGGAAGCAAAAGCUGCAGGCAAAGAAAAAAGCUUGGAAGGAGCGUGAAUUUGGUGAUGAGUUCGGAAAGGAUUAA
This is a messenger RNA of Anopheles maculipalpis, 465 nucleotides long. Its product is annotated as mitochondrial translation release factor in rescue. The transcript has a single exon. The record is from RefSeq and is a predicted model, not a curated record. Bases 1 to 465 code for a protein of 154 amino acids. Gene Ontology annotation, biological process: translational termination. NCBI's taxonomy places the organism in Eukaryota, Metazoa, Arthropoda, Insecta, Diptera, Culicidae. Gene Ontology annotation, cellular component: mitochondrion. Gene Ontology annotation, molecular function: translation release factor activity.